This is a messenger RNA of Chenopodium quinoa (quinoa), 807 nucleotides long. Its product is annotated as protein SAMBA-like. Bases 138 to 428 code for a protein of 96 amino acids. Lineage: Eukaryota; Viridiplantae; Streptophyta; Magnoliopsida; Caryophyllales; Amaranthaceae. The record is from RefSeq and is a predicted model, not a curated record. The transcript is spliced from 3 exons. Gene Ontology annotation, molecular function: anaphase-promoting complex binding. Gene Ontology annotation, biological process: negative regulation of organ growth.
AAAUUUGGACUUACCCCUUAAAAAAAAAAAAAACAAAAGAAAAAAGAGGGAUAGCUGAAGUCCCUCUUGGUUCCGGGAUCCUGAGUAAAUAAACGAUUUGAAGAAGUUUGUAAGCAUCAUUCCAAAAAUCAGAGGCAAUGUCGACGGCGGCACUUCAAGGCGGCGGCAGCGGGAGCAGCAACAGCAGCAGCCACCACACUAACAGCGGUGAUUUGGGUGUUGAUGAUUUCCACUUCUCCUCUUCUCAACUCCUCUCUCUCCUUGACUCCAAGGAAGACGCUUUUGAAGCACUAAAAGCUGAUUUGAUGGAUGCACUUAACAAAGGAGUUAAGUCAUUAGAUGAGGAUAGCUGGAUGUUUGAUGGACCUCGGUCACGAAUCAACCUCGUAUCGAAGCCAGGUAGGUCCUUUGCAACAAGGAAUGCCUAACAUUUAGAUCACUGAAAGUUUGGACCGCAUUAAGUCAAGGUUUCCCAUUUCCCUUUGUAUACUGCUGCAACUAUAUUGUCUUCUGUAGGGAAGCUUACUGACAAGGUCAUUGCCACUCAACUAUCAAAAACUUAAAGAAGACGAAUGAAUUGAUUGCUGAAUCAAAGCUUUGAAGAUAAAGCUAGAGCAUUUGUUGUAAAUUGUGGAAUAUAUAUAUUUAAGAACUGAUUUUAAAUUAUUUUUUUUUUAUAUUUAUAUUCUUGGGAUGCUUAAGCUUCCAAUUAAAUGUACAAGACAAAAUCUGCGAAAAUUACACAAAUUGCUUUAGCCUUCCUGGUUCUGCUGUUCUGCAUACCUUGUGUAUGUUGUUUUCCAGUAA